GUGCUCUAAGAAUAGAGUCAUGUUUCCGUGAGUUACGUUAUCUAACAAAAGAAAAAGGAUCCCGAUUCUAGUUCCUGCUGUGAACGAGUGUGUGAAUCUAGAUGCGGACUGCACCUACUGAACGAAGAGUGUUGAAAUGCACAAACCCCCAUCUGAGAAAUAUGACGUCUUAUUGAGAGAGUCAAUAUCAAAAGCCUGUGAUAUGUGUUGUGAACAGACCAUGGGAGCAUGACUGUGAAGUAGACGGCUCUUGACCAACUGAUGAUUCAAAGGGAGAUAAGUGUGACAACAAAAUCAAGCUGUGUUUAUGUUUUCUUUUCCGAUGUGUUUCUCCCUGGAAUUAUCACUGGAUCAAUAUUUUGACUGACCUCACGAUUUUCGUUGUUGGAAUGCGAGACGUAUUGGGUGUUGGGAGGAUACCUGGCAACAGCAAUAAGUGUGUAACUACCUCAGUCGGUUCAAACUGAUCCUAUAACUUCAAUGUGUUACGACAAUGUUUCGAACUGGUGCCUUCAAAAAGCGAACGUUUGAGAAGAUGGAAAACCUGCUGAUAAUUAUACUGCUCUGUACUUUCACUGCUCAUUGCAAAGGAGGUUCCUUGCAUCUCUUCAGUUCUCCACCCACCGCAACAGAUGGCGGCCUCUUCACCCUGGUAUGCACCAAUAGAAGUCGUGGUAUCAGUGGUAUGAAGUGGUAUCUGGAUGACAAUGAAGCUUUCACUACCAAUGCCGAGGGAGCAAAAGAAACGUGCUCACUGGGGAAACCAAGCUCUUCUCCAAUCAAGUCCAUGACAGAUCGUGUCACAGUUAGCUGUGACAACCUUCAACACAAUGUGACUCUCACAAUAAACUCAAAGAUAGACAAUGGAUCUGUGUGGUAUUGUGAGGAUAAUGCUGUGACUGGCACUCCACAGGUUACAAGACCAAAUAGUAACAGACUAACUAUCUAUGUAACGAGUGUAGGACGUACAAGUACCUGGACAUAUGGAUCGUCAACGUCGUCAACGUCGUCAACAGCGUUCGGGCCCUCUGAUGUGGACAACAACAGUACAGAUACACAAAACAUUGUUUACGCUGCGGCUGGAGGAGGCCUAGGAGGGGGAGGUGUCUUCAUCAUGGUCUUCAUCCUCUGAGUCGUGUGUGUCAGGAGAAGGAGGCAUCGCACCUGUAACGCACCCAGCGUGAAGGAGAAUCGGCAUCCAUCAACCACUGAGAACGGACUCAGAAAUUCAGCUUUCCAAAACGACUCAAGUAACGAAGAUAUAAUGGUGGAGAAUGACCUGUAUCAGAGAUCGUCAGUUGUCAGUCCGGCCAGCGACAAUCUCGGAAAUACAGAUGGGGUCACAGCACACAUCGUGAAGGAGAAUCGGCAUCCACCAACCACUGAGAACGGACUCAGAAAUUCUGCUUUCCAAAACGACUCAAGUAACGAAGAUAUAAUGGUGGAGAAUGACCUGUAUCAGAGAUCAUUAGUUGUCAGUCCGGCCAGCGACAAUCUCGGAAAUACAGUUGGGGUCACAGAUAUCCAUGCUAAGGUGAACAAAGUUCAGAAAGAUAUACCAGAACCGCCCACUGUUCCUGUUAUCGUCAGUCCUAUCCCUGGAAAUGAUCUGGCUGAAGAAUUAUAAAUAUAUAAUAUAUAUUUGUUUUUAUUUUAGUUGACAAUAAAAGUGUUCCAAGUCUAAAUAUAUAAGAUACAACUUGCAGUUAUUCAUUCAUUAACAUCAUUUUAACUUUGGAACUGUGUAUGUAUAAUACCUCUUGUGGGGUACAGUGGAUUAGCCGUCGCUUGUCAUGUUGAAGGUCCGGGUUCGAUUCCUAACAUGUCUGCAAUACGUGACGCCAAUUCCUGGUGACCCAUGCCGUGAUAUUGUUGGAAUAUUGCUACAAAUACAACAUUCUCUUCUGUCACACCCCUAACACACUCUAAACAUCCCUUUCCGCCCCCUAUCACACCCCUUGCCCAUACAUAUACAGGUCUAAACAUAGCCUUACGCCCCCUGUCACACCCCUUCCACACAGACACACGGUAAACACCCCUUUCCUCAUCCUGUCACACCUAAAUCCAUACCUUCCCAAUUCUGUCACAUCCCAAGCCACACCUUCCCCACCCUGUAACAUCAAAGUCACACCUGACUCAUCCUGUCACACCCCAAACCACACCUUCCUCAUCCUGUCACACCCCAACCACAUCUUCCCCGUUCUGUCACACCCCAAACCACACCUUCCUAGCCCUGUCACCUCCCAAAACACACCUUUCCCAUUCUGCCACACCCAAAACCACACCUUCCCCAUUCUGUAACACCCCAAACCAUAUCUUCCUGACCCUGUCACCCCCA
Molecule: messenger RNA, 2338 nt
Organism: Haliotis rufescens (red abalone)
Lineage: Eukaryota; Metazoa; Mollusca; Gastropoda; Lepetellida; Haliotidae
Exons: 11
Coding region: 1265-1627 (120 amino acids)
Source: RefSeq, a predicted model, not a curated record